Messenger RNA from Medioppia subpectinata, 837 nucleotides. The record is from the annotation of a GenBank genome assembly. Lineage: Eukaryota; Metazoa; Arthropoda; Arachnida; Sarcoptiformes; Oppiidae.
CAACAAAACGAGGCCAGAGAUAAGAAAUGCAAACAAACAUUUGUGGACAUUGGAUGCGGAAAUGGUUUACUCGUCUAUCUGUUGACGAAUGAGGGCUACAAAGGGUUGGGAAUCGAUUUGAGGCGAAGAAACAUUUGGGAUAAAUACGAUUCGAAAGUGGAUUUAGUGGAGAGAGUGUUCACGCCGUCGGACGACACGUUCGGCUUUGAACACUACGAUUGGCUGAUUGGCAACCAUUCCGAUGAAUUGACGCCAUGGAUCCCAUACAUCGCCGCCAACGCUUCCCAUGCGAUGAACGCGUUUCUGCUUCCGUGCUGUCCGUUCGACUUCAAUGGAUCCAAAUAUCAAAGAACUUGUUCGGCAUUGAGUCAAUACAGUUGUUAUAUGCGAUAUUUGCAGACAGUAUGUCGUGAGUUGGGCUUUGAGCCAAAAGUAGAUAAACUCCGGAUUCCGUCCACAAAACGAAUUUGUAUUAUUUGUGACGAAAGGAAUUACGAUAAGAGUAUGCAAUCAAUGAUGAAAACUAAACGCAAAGAGUUUGUCAACGAAAAACUUAAAGAUUUUAACGAAUAUAAGCCGAGAGAAAAGGUAGAAGUGGUCCGAAACUGCACUCGUCUUCCCAAAGAUAUCAUUCAAUCGAUUGUCACAAUCAUUGCAAACGAAUUACUCAACGGAAACGCGAAUCUAACGCUCGGUUCUAUACCGAGACUAUUGUCCGCCGAUAUGUUGUCGCAUAUGAAGAGCCAAUGCGGAGGAAUACAGACUCUGCUCAGGAAUCAUAAGCAUAUUUUCAAUGGUAUUGAAGAUUUCUUAAUCUUUCAAAAUUUAAUAAUUUAU